Molecule: messenger RNA, 5544 nt
Organism: Petromyzon marinus (sea lamprey)
Lineage: Eukaryota; Metazoa; Chordata; Hyperoartia; Petromyzontiformes; Petromyzontidae
Gene: BCL2L14
Product: BCL2 like 14
Biological process (GO): regulation of extrinsic apoptotic signaling pathway
Source: RefSeq, a predicted model, not a curated record
ACACGCGGAAGCUGAGAGGCGGCCCAUCCGCUUCGAGGAAGUCGGCAGUCGGAGAGCGCCGCUCGCGGGCCACCAUCGCCCGGUCCGCGCCGCGGUUCCAGCCGCUCCUCCCUUCAUCUUCCCUUCAUCCUCCCUCUUCCUCCUGCUCCUUCCUCCGAUGGUUCUCGUGCCCACGGAGGCUGAGAGUCAAACACAGACAGCCAUGGAGGACGAUAGAGGUGGCGGCGGCGGCGGCGGCAGUAACACCGGCGAGCCCGGUGGCCAGGGGGACAGCAUCCUGUCGUUUAAGGACGAGACCAAGAAGGUGCUCGAGAUGUUCCUGCGUCGCAGCCUGAGCGCGCCCGAGGAGACGGCGGUCGGUCGCGUCGGUGGCUGCUACCACUCGGAUUACAACCACCGGCACCAACGGCGCCAUCACCGGCGGCAGGGCAAUGGCUCCGUCGUCAAAAGAGUCCAGGACACGGUGGACGUCGAGCGGAAAGACGAAUUCUACGAGAAGGUGGCGCGGCAGCUGGAGCGUUUGGCAAAUCAGCAUCAGCUGCGCACAGCACAGUCUCACGACGUGGACUCCUGGGUGUCGCCCGAUGGGGUGCCCAGACCCCUGCCAGGAACUCCCAUCGAGGGGUGGAGGAUCACGCCUGAGCCUGGCCCAUCGCCGGGCGAGCCACUCGCACACACGCGAGUGGAACGUGUCGCGAAGCCCACCCCAUCGCCGGACAGGACGCUGUCACACGCGUCGGCGAAGGAUGGCAGCAGGGUGCCGAGGAAGGACCACAAAGUACCUGCCGGCACCAAUAGCGGGUCCAUGACGAGCUCGGCGCAUCGCGAUUGCGUGGAGGUGGACCCCGAUUGGAUGGAGACGCACGAGAGGAUCAACAAUGCCGAGGAGAAAAAGCACGGAUUCAAAACGCGAUUCAAAAAGCUCAUCCGCUGGGAAAGUAUCAAGCACGGCAAGAAGAAGAGGAAGAAGAAGAAGGAGGAGGAGGAGGAAUCGGCGGACAUGAUGGUGACGCAGGGUUGGUCCGACCGUGACGAGGAGAUGCUGAGGGGUCGGGCUCACCGGGGGGGGGUGCCCCUCGGCGAGGCGGAGGACGAGGCGGAGGACGAGGCGGAAGAGGAGGAGCGGAGGAGGAGUCCGCCACAGCCUGCCACGCCGCAGCUGCCCGUGAGCGGCACCGGCACCGUCGGUCACAGCGGCAAAACCAAGUGGCGAGGGAUCGGAUUCUUCUCAAUGAGAAGGAAAUCCAAAGCGGCCGUUGCCUCGGGCGAGCCCGCCCCGACGUCCCCUCGGCCGUCCACGCUGCCGCUUAAGAACAUCUUCCGGCCCAGCAAGAAGAAGGGGCAAAGCGCUGCCCAGGAAACGGUUGACAUCGAGAAGCCCGAAAUCGACGAGAAAGUGACGCGGCAGCUGGAGCGUCUGGCAAACGAGCUGUACACGGCACAGUCCCGGCACCUAGAAUCCGGUGGGGUGCCCGGACACCCGCCGGGCACUCCCGUCGAGGAGCGGAGGAGCACGCUCGAUCCUGGCCCACAGCUCUCCGGCCCCGUACGCAUCGUGGGGGGAGCCUCCGACCAAACAAUCCAGGGGGAAUUGCGGUACGGCGACCGCACGCUCGUGCAGUCCGUCGAGGAUCCCAGACAGUCGCAGGGCAGGACGCUGUCGCGCGCGUUGGCGAGUGAUUGUGGCAAGGUGUCAAAGACGGACCACAAAGCAGCUGCCGGCUUGGCGGCGGCGGCGACGGCGAAAGAGACGGAGCUGCAAAACGAGACGGAGCUGAUCGCGGAGCUCGUGACCCUGCUCGGAUUAAGCGGCGACGCCCUCGAAAAGCAGAUCCAACAGGACGUGGACCUGCGCGGAAUUUCCUACAUCUUUUUCUGCAAAUUCAUCAACGCGUACAUCACGGCCGAGACGCAGGACACCACCCCCAGCCCGGAGGCCUGUCGCCCAGUCCACGUUCGCGCCGCCGCCGCCGCCGCCACUCCCAACAAAUUUCCCGCCGCGGACGUCGCCGAUUCGAGCGUCGUCACCCCGGUGGUGGCCCAGCAGCCGACGCCCGGUAGCGACGCAUCGGUGCGGCCGCCGGAGGUGUUGCAGAUCGCCUUGGCGAUGGACCUGACCAAGAGGAUGGCUGGAAUAAACCAGCGGGCGGUGACGAGGAUCAUGGGCUUCGGAGCUCAGUACCUGGAGGAGAGGUUUUCGCCGUGGAUUAUGAAGCAGGGCGGCUGGCACAACAUUUUGGAUCCCGACAGUGUCUCGGAGUUCGAAGUCGACUGAAGUUUUUGACAAGUGGGAUGAAAACACUAAUGUAGUUACGAAAAGAGGAGGGGGAGUCAGGUGUUUGGUUGUGCACUGUAUGUAUGCAUGCCUUUAUCGGAGGGAAAAUGUAUCACUGGUGACGGGAACACUGAGGUCAGAUGCUUGGCACCUUGAUGUCCCCACAUGUUUUCAACGCACCCACAGUGCCGUUCUUGCAAUGGUCAGCGAUGAACAUCCAGUCUGUUCUCCUAUGAACGCGUGUUGUUUUCACGACGUGAAUUGGAUAUAACGCGAUGAAUGUACUCGGGAACACUUUUUCACAACGCGGAAUGCGAAUUGGAUAUAACGCGAGGUUGGAAUAAGCGGCUGUGCGGCUGCCUCGGCGUAGCAUCUAAACAGGGCGGGAUGCUGCUGGAUGCUUCUAGAUGCUACCCACGAUCCUCAAGUCUUUGCUCAGCCUGCGUACGCAUCUCCACACGUUGUCGCAAACCGUGCUUUAGCCUCUGACGUAUGUUUAGUUAUUAUAACGCGAGAUUUUUCCAUAACGCGCGGUGUUCCUCAGGAAACGCGACCCACCGCCGCGUUCGAAGAGAACAGCCGUGUGUCGCUCCCGAGUGCCGAUGCCGCGUGCGAGUGAGCCGCCGGCCAUGGCGGUGCCGAGCGUUGACAAAAUUCUUAAGUGAUGGGACGCGCUUCACAGUUAUGCUACACAUUGACCAGAUGUGAUGAGAGAGGACCCCUCCCCCCCCAAAAAAUAUUUUAAUGCAAAUUAACCUGCUGCUGUGAUGAUUUAUUUUUUUAGAUAAUUCUAAUCGAAUUUGGUGUUCACUUGGGUGCAUUUUUUUAUGCCAAGGCUCCUACAUAAUGCUCCAAGGGAAUGACCCAAAGUUUAUCAAACUUGUAUUUUUAAAAUUUUGAUUUAAAGCUUUCGCGACUGCAGGGAUUCAUAUUCUUGGCUCUUUCGGUAAAGUUUUAUGUUUUUAUUAUUUUAUUGUUUCCCUUCUACGUGACUUUGCCGAAAUAACCAAGAAUUUGUAUUUUUUUAAUUUUCUUUGUACAUUUACGGGGAAGCCAUGUUUUUUCCUAAAAAAGUUCAAGUUAAUUCCGACCAGCGCGAACACGCAGCGUACCGAGUUGCCGCGCCCUCGGUGAUGUCCACGGUGCGUUUGUGGGAAUUCUUACGUCGAUUUCAUUUUCCUAAAGGAAAAAACUGCCGCAGGGACAGAGGCCUUUUUACUUGAAAUGGUUUUCAACGGGACACUGUGAAUGCACCACGACUUUUUGCGGAUCAUGCCACUGAAACUCGUAAAAAAAACGCAUACAGCCUGUGUUUUGAACGUUGUUGGGAUCUUCCGUGCUAUUAGUCGUCCGUGCCUUAAUAUACUGUUUACUACUGAACAUAAUGUUUGAAUGCGUUUGUACGUGGCAUAUGGGCGUAAUGUAAUUUUAAAAUGAUGCUGUAUUGCACGGAGCAAUGAGUUUGCGAACUCUGCGACGCCGACGCCGCUGUCGGUCGUUUUUGUUGUUUUACGUUGAGGCUGCGACAAAAGACCUCAAAAGUGACAAUCGGACGUCGGUUUCUGUGGCACUGAGGCUGUGAUUUAUCCAUCACCUCCGGUGGUCGACGAGACCAGCGUUCUCGCCCGCCCGAAUCCAUUAAUGAGUGGAGCGUUUUUACGUUUCUAUUUUCUUUCCCCCCACCGCCAUGGCGAACGCGGUCAUGGGAAAUGCCUCCAAUUAUAUUGUGAUUUUCGCUGUUUUAUCAAAGCGUUAUUUAAAUACGACCACAUGUUGGUUCAAUUUUCAGGAGUAUAAUUGGGAACGUAGCCACCGCCAUUUCGGGUUAAUUCGCAACAGUGAGGCGAAACAUCCCGAAACGUUGGUUAACGUGUUUCUCGGCAUACUUCUUGAAGGGCUGUCAGCUUUAUUAUUAAGUCGUCAAAUUCGCUCAAACUUAACCGUUGACUUUUAUCCCACAAUGGGUGAUGCAUAUUUAAUUAGCUUUAAUUGUGUGGGCUUGUUAAAAUAUUUCUCUCCUCGGUUAUCAAUGCAUGAGGGUUCCACUUUUGUGUAUUGGGUAAUCGUGCAAGUGUUUGUAAAUGUUAAAACUGGAUUACGAUGUUUAUGGUACGAAUGUUAGAACCAAACGACGGAAAAGGCAACUAACAAAAAUGAACUUUACACGUGCUUUAAUAACCCUGAGGAAGGAAUUUUCUUUUUUAAAUGUUCAUUUAUUUCCCCCCCCCCCCCCCACACAAAGUUCACGCAGCGAGCCAAUCGCGUACGAGGGCGAAACUGACGCGCGCUACGGUUAAAGAGACUCGACUACACGCGAAUGUCAGUCCAACUUUGGUCGGGCAAGCAAACACGGCAACAGCUUCCAGGGCCGCUUUCACGCGACGCGAACAACACACGACGCUGAGAUGCUACGCGUGUGCAAUCGCAAUGCGUUUUACUGCAUUGGCGUGAAGUGUGUGUUUGGCAUUAAUGAGGUAGUCGCGAAAUUGUUGAGCUGAAUAUGCGAUCUGUUUUACAUGUGUGAAGUGUGUUGAAGCCGUCAAAGGUGUUUGACCCCCUUACCGAGUACAGUUUGAUAAGGAUGCCCUGUUGCAUAGCUGUCAACCCCUUAUCAGUGCCCUGCCUUAUUACAGACCAAUUCAGACCUUAUUGGUCACCACGUGCCCCUUAUGAAUCUCAAUGUUUAUCCUACAAAGUUCCAUCACAAGGGCUGUACGCCGUAUGGCCUGCAAACUCGAUUUCCCUGUACAAGAAUAUGGCGUAAACCGUAUGGGUUGACAGCUGUGCUCUUGCUACCAGAAUAGUGGAUGAAUGGCUUGGAGUACACGUUCAACCUCCAUCCACCUCAUAUAUAAAACUAGAGCAUCAUUCUUCAUCACAUCUUGCCCUACUCUAAUAGCAUCUAUGCAAGUGAAUAGCAAAUUGAAUACAAGAGAAUUACAUUCUCAGGGAUGAAGACUUUUCGUUUAUUUGAAAAGUAAAAAAAACUAGUAACGUUUAAUAUCGAAUGUUUAACUUAGUUUGUACUUAGCCAAUGGAUUCAACACGGGUGACAAAUGGGUGAGAAUGUCAUUGCUAUGUUUUACACUUGAAAAUGUGAGCAUGUUGAAGAGGAGUGGGUGGUGAUUGAUGGUGAAUGUGUUUUUUUUACGAUUAUAAUUUUUCAUGCUUUUAUAAAAAAUAACAUUUAAAAAAAUGCCUUCUGAUUCGGAGGCACAAGUACGGGAUGUGUACAGCAUUUCCAAUUAAAAUGCAUCGCGUACAAAUGA